Molecule: messenger RNA, 1935 nt
Organism: Octodon degus (degu)
Lineage: Eukaryota; Metazoa; Chordata; Mammalia; Rodentia; Octodontidae
Gene: Prdm9
Product: PR/SET domain 9
Exons: 8
Coding region: 1-1935 (644 amino acids)
Biological process (GO): positive regulation of reciprocal meiotic recombination; regulation of DNA-templated transcription
Cellular component (GO): nucleus
Molecular function (GO): histone H3K36 methyltransferase activity; protein binding; recombination hotspot binding
Source: RefSeq, a predicted model, not a curated record
AUGAAUGCCCACAGUUCCUCAGAGGACUCAAAGGAGGACUCAUCAGGAGCCAGGCAGAGGCCCAAGGUCACAGAUGCUUUCAAGGACAUUUCCAGAUAUGUCUCCAAGGAACAGUGGACCAGUAUGAGAGAGUUUCAGAAAACACCCUACCGCAGUGCGAAAAACAACUGCAGCGAGAUGCUCUCUGUAGGUCUGACAGCCCAGCGGUCAGCUUUGCUGCAUCGGGGAAGGCGAACUAGCCAAGUCCCACUGGAUGACUCUGACGAUUCUGACACAGAAUGGAUGCCUCGGUGGCCAGAACCCAGGAGAAGGGUUGUUGAGCGGAAGUUGUACACCCUGCGACAAGGAAAUGGCUGUGCAUAUGAGGAGGUCAGCGAGCCCCAGGAUGAUGACUUCCUGUAUUGUGAGAAGUGCAAGAUCAACUUCAUCGACAGCUGUCCCACUCAUGGGCCCCCUACAUUCAUGAAGGACAGCGUGGCAGAUGUGGGGCUUGAGGACCGCGCAGUGCACACACUGCCCACCGGGCUGAGGAUAGGACCUUCGAGCAUCCCAGGGGCUGGGCUGGGAGUCUGGAAUGGGAACUCCACCCUGCCUGUGGAUGUGCACUUUGGCCCCUACGAGGGUCAGAUCACAGAGGAUGAAGAGGCGGGCCACAGCGGUUACGCCUGGAUGAUCUCUGAGGGGAGACAGAGCUACAAGUACGUGGACGGCAAGGACACAUCCCACGCCAACUGGAUGAGGUAUGUGAACUGUGCCCGCAUUGAGGAGGAGCAGAACCUUGUGGCCAUUCAGUACCACGGGCAGAUCUUCUACCGCACCUGCAAGGCCAUCAAGCCUGGCACUGAGCUAUUGGUCUGGUACGGGAACGAGUAUGGGCAGGUGCUGGGCCUCACAGGCAACAGCAAGUGGAAGAAACAGCACGUGGAUGGGAGAGAACCAAAGGCAGAGAUCCACCUGUGUCCCUUGCGCUCUCUGGCCUUCUCCAUUCAGAAAUUCCUCAGUGGCUAUAUAAACCACGGUCACCUCUCUCAGAUCCACUGGGUAACAGCUACAAGCAACAUGCUCCAAGGAGAAGAUGCCUGUCCGGGGGAUCUGCUCUGGGAGCAGCAGCAGUCCCGUCCUGAUGGCAGGAAUGAUGGAGGUGAAGGAGAGGCCCAAGGGAGACCGAGCCCUGAGCCCCAAAGGACAAGGGAGAGUGGGACUUCAAGAGAUACCCCCAACCCUCCCGAGGGACAGAUGGGGAGGUCUGGGGAGAGUGAGGGUGUGACUGAGCAGGAGCUCAGCACAGGCCAGACCCUGCCCGUGGGGGUGGGAAGCUCACAAAUUGCAUCCAUGAGUAGUAGAGAGUUGGAACAAGGCCUCAGUGACACAUGGGAGGCCAGCAGGAACGAGCUUUCACAAGCAGGGGACAGUCGCUUUGCUUGUAGGGACUGUGGGCGGGGCUUUCGUUAUCAGUCACUCUUCAUCAGGCACAGGAGAACACACACAGGAGAGAAGCCCUAUGUUUGCAGGGACUGCGGGCGGGGCUUUACUCGUCAAUCAAACCUCACCGAGCACAAGAGAACUCACACAGGUGAGAAGCCCUAUGUUUGCAGCGACUGUGGGCGGGCCUUUACUUUCCAAUCAAACCUCAACAAGCACAAGAGAACUCACACAGGUGAGAAGCCCUAUGUUUGCAAUGACUGUGGGCGGUGCUUUAGUUUAAGAUCACGCCUCACCAGUCACCAGAGAACACACACAGGAGAGAAGCCUUAUGUUUGCAGGGACUGUGGACGGGGCUUUAGUGAUCAAUCAAACCUCACUCAGCACAAGAGAAAACACACAGGAGAGAAGCCCUAUGUUUGCAGGGACUGUGGGCGGUGCUUUCGCCAUCGAUCAAGCCUCAGCAGGCACCAGAGAACACACAGAAUUGGAGCCCAGUGCUCACAGAAAUAG